Molecule: messenger RNA, 1377 nt
Organism: Saxophila tyrrhenica
Lineage: Eukaryota; Fungi; Ascomycota; Dothideomycetes; Mycosphaerellales; Extremaceae
Gene: MCA1
Product: Ca(2+)-dependent cysteine protease
Exons: 5
Coding region: 1-1377 (458 amino acids)
Biological process (GO): proteolysis
Molecular function (GO): cysteine-type endopeptidase activity
Source: RefSeq, a predicted model, not a curated record
AUGGCGUUUCCGGGUCAGAACUACCACAACACCCACAGCUACCAACAAGGCUAUCCUCCGCCUGCUCCAGCAUACGGGAACUAUCCCCCCCCUCAACAGUACCCUCCCCAAGGACCUCCAUACAGCACUCCUUCGCCGCAACCACCUUACAACGGCUACGGCGGACCUCCACCUCAGCCCUACGGAAAUGGCUACCAAGCAACACCUCCUCCGCAACCUCAAUAUGGUUAUGGACCUCCGCCGAAUGCGUACAAUCAAGGGCCGCCCCCUCCUCAGCCAUACCAGAACUACCAACAACCACCGCCGCAAGCAUACGGACGACCGGCUCCUCCUCCGUCACAGCAACAAGGCUUCGGCCACGGCGCACCGAGCAACUACACAUUCCAAUACUCCAACUGCACUGGUCGAAGAAAGGCUCUUCUGAUAGGUAUCAACUACUUCGGGCAGAGGGGCCAGCUACGAGGCUGCAUCAACGACGUCAAGAACAUGUCAUCAUACUUGAACGGGCACUUCGGCUACAAGCGAGAAGACAUGGUCAUCCUCACGGACGACCAGCAGAACCAGAUGAGCCAGCCUACAAAAGCAAAUAUACUCAGAGCCAUGCACUGGUUGGUGAAAGACGCACGGUCCAACGACUCGCUGUUCUUCCACUACUCUGGACACGGCGGGCAGACCAAAGAUCUGGACGGCGAUGAGGAGGACGGCUACGACGAGGUCAUUUACCCUGUUGACUUCCGACAGGCUGGUCAUAUAGUAGAUGACGAGAUGCACCGUAUUAUGGUCUCACCGCUUCAGCCAGGAGUCCGUCUUACAGCCAUCUUCGACUCCUGUCACUCUGGUUCAGCACUCGAUCUGCCCUACAUCUACUCGACACAGGGCGUACUCAAGGAGCCGAACCUUGCCAAGGAGGCAGGGCAAGGCUUACUGGGCAUUGUUUCGUCAUACGCGCGCGGCGAUCUCGGCGGUAUGGCGUCCACGGCAAUGGGCCUCUUCAAGAAGGCGACAACUGGCGACGAUACCUACAAGCGCAACUUGCGGACGAAGACGAGCCCGGCGGAUGUGGUUAUGUGGAGUGGAAGCAAAGACUCGCAGACAUCGUAUGUUGACCCUGCUUUCCCUGAUGAGCCCGACUUUGCCUUUCCCGAGCCUGCUGUCGUGACGAUGGAGGACUUCGCCGUCCCCUUUCAGCAAGACGCAAACAUCGCCGGCCAGGCUACCGGAGCCAUGUCCUGGGCCUUCGUGACCGCGCUCAAGAAGAACCCGCAACAGAGCUAUGUUCAGCUGCUCAACAGCAUUCGCGAAGAACUCGAGGCCAAGUACUCGCAGAAGCCGCAGCUGAGCUGUAGCCAUCCUCUUGGUACGUACCUUUUCCAUUGA